Pseudomyrmex gracilis is the source of this 1610-nucleotide messenger RNA. Its product is annotated as bolA-like protein 3. The record is from RefSeq and is a predicted model, not a curated record. The transcript is spliced from 5 exons. The coding region runs from base 836 to 1174 and encodes 112 amino acids. Lineage: Eukaryota; Metazoa; Arthropoda; Insecta; Hymenoptera; Formicidae.
GGUGUGUAUCUCACUGUGAUAUUUUCCCACUUAUGAUCUAGUGUGUGUCUAUGUACAUAAUUGAUAAUAUUUUAUAUAAACCAUAGAAAUCUUUAAGACAUAUUCCUGCAUUUAAUAUGAGAUUUGUCGUAAUUUUUUCAUUGUUACGGGCACCUAUUACGUACACAGUCGGCUGCGUUCAGCAGAACUCAGCGCUUAGCAAGUGCUUCGCGAUUAUUGCUUUUCAUUGGUAUAUACUUUCAUAUUUGCAAUAUGAUUUAAAGUAAGGGACCAAUCACAGACAAUAAGCGCAAAGCGCAUGCUGAUGGUAUGCUUUUGUUUUUCUGUUCUUUUGUUUUAUUACCGUAACCGAGCGCGGAACGAUACUUAUUUGUAUCUGUGCGCACUGCGCAGUACAUAUAUACUUAUAGCACGGAGUGCUUUGUUCAACGACGUACUGACUGCCACUCCCGCCGAAAGCGAAAGUGUUAAAAAAGAUCUACAGAAACGUGUAAGAUAAUACUCUGUUAUACACAAAAGAAUGCUAAUUAUGUUGCAUUACGUACCUUUUCGAGUUUCAUUAUUGCGCGCAGCAGAAGGACUCGGUGCAGUCGACAAAACCACAUCUGUAACCAUAUGGUCAGAUUCACCUGUCAGGAUUAGGUUAGGUUAGGUUCCAAUUUGCCGGUAAUUCCCGAUCUGUCGAUUUCCACGACCGUCCUGACAGAAGGUAUAUCCGUCAACGAGAGUAGAUAACGAGGAGAACAGACAAACACGCGACAGAGAAGUAAAACAGCAACUUAUUUGGCUAUGUUUCGACGUGCAUUUACGUCGAGUUUUCGCCGUAUAUCGAUAAAUGAUAACAUUCAAGAAAACCGCAGUGAAAAAGAUGAAUAAAACCAAACUGUUGCAGUUGCUAUCACGAUUGUGGAAUGGACCUAACGGCGUGCUUGCAGGUAAACAGGCUGAGGAAAGAAUGAUAACCAUUCUCAGAAAUAGGUUUCCUAAAGCCGAGGUGAUUGAGGUUACUGAUGUAUCAGGAGGCUGUGGUGCUAUGUUUGACAUAAAUGUGGUUGCCCCAGAAUUUAAAGGACUAAACACAGUGAAGCAACAUCGAAUUAUUAAUGAGGUUCUCAAGGAGGAGAUCAAAGAUAUGCAUGGUCUUCGAAUACGUACAAGUGUUCCACAAUUGUAAAUUUUGAUAUGACAACUUUGUGUCGCGUUAGUUUCACAAGAGCAAUACUUAAAUACUGAUCUAAAUAAGAUCGCACAAAUCUUGAAGAGAUUGACGUUAUACACAUAGGUAUUUUGAUAUAAUUUGUAUAUAAAAAUCUUAUGAAAUGUUAUUAAAAACAACUGUGAAUGGAAAAUGAGAGAAGAGAAAUUACUUAAAAUAUCAGGGAAACGAAGGAUAAAAAUGUGACAUUAUCGGUCGUUUCCCAGUUUCUGUAGUUUCGUAAAUUUGCAUAUUUUUUGAUCCACACUUGAUUCAAACACGAGAAUUUAUCCACUAGAAUAGUCGAAAAUAUAUUCUAGAUUCAAUAUGAUUUUAACAGCAAGUAAUCACUCUGUAAUAGAUUUUAAAUUAGAGAAAGAUGUGAAGAGGGAGAUAAAAUGUAAUAAAAACUGAA